AUGUCACUUUUUGGGGCGCCCUGAAAACUUCAGAGUGUAUAUAGACGCCCUGCAGAUUUUAAACACCCCCUUUUUUUAAAUGACCCUGUACACUUAUUGAAGUGUAUAAGGAACAAUUGGAUCAAUCAGCGAAAUGCUGGAACAUGCAUGUUCUUUCCUAGCCCCACAGGAACUAGCGAAAAACCACCAAUAAAUACAGCUUCAUUUAGGGCUCUUCGAGAGCUUCACUCAAAAGAACAGAGUCAGCUGAUUAAAUCUGCACCAACGCUUACAACAAAAGCUCUCAAUACAUCGAACAUUGAGCGCCAAAAUGCCAUGCUUGCACUUAAAAUUUUGAACUUCUCUACAGCGGCAGCUCUUUGAACGUGUGGGCCCAGACUUUAACUCGAGCAUGAGGUUGGCAUAGCAGAGUUCUUAGAAUUAAUAACGAGGUGGCGGAGCAUUGUAAAUGUAAAGACAUGCAACAAGGGCAUUCGGCUUCGUGACGAGCUGCAGUCAACGAUUACCUCAGUAACAAGUCCUCAGGUCCCGUUUUUGUUGAGUGUAGCGAAGUGGCUAGAUCUGCGGCAGUCUCUCAAGUUUGACACAUGCAUACUUACAAGGGAGACGCACAGUGCCCUCCGUCUCACGACAGGCACCUUAUUAAAUGGGACUAAAUAUUGCUUAGCGGAAAUGCACUUAGGCUAUGUGCUGUUAGGAAAGUUUCAGAUGGAUUUUUUGGAAGAGAGGUUUGGCAAGUUUCGCCAACUCUACGGUGCGCAAUACCACAUAUUCAUUAGUCAAGUGUAUGAGUCUGAGCGAAAACUUCGUCUGGAAAUUUUUUUGGAGCUCUCAGAAAUGGAAGCUGCAACAGCUGCAGUGGCAGUAAAUGAUGAUGUGCUCGGAAACUUUGAAAUUGAGGUUGCGGACUCUGACUUUGACAAGAAGGCACCGAAUCUCUAUGCAACCACCUACCUUGCUGGUUACUGUGCCCACGCUGCGUUAAAAAAAAUUGCAUGCAUGGCUUGCAAAGGAAAUUUGAUGCUAGAAGACAACAUUGAGGUUGAAGGUAGAGAAUUGGUGCAGGCCAUGAACCGUGGCAGCCUCAACUUUCCUCAGCCUGCAAUUCGCCUCGAGAUCUUUGCACGAAUAAUAAACGCUGUUCUUACAGCAGAAGUAGUUCUAGACAAACUUAGUAGUGAACAGCAUGCAACACAAUCUCAUACUCUGCCAAAUCAAAAAAAGGCUCUUUUGGCACUCACACAUGAUUUAAUAAUUGACAGCAUCGAUUUCGAUUUGUGUGAGAAUGGACACACGCCGCGAGUGGUAUUGCACCAUGUCCUAUGUGCAGCAGCUAACACCUUAAAAAACUUUUGCAAGAGAAAAAAUGAUCAACUUGUAGCUGAAAAGACUCUGAACGUCCGGUACGAGGGCAAGGCGGCGCACGGCUCCAACUCUCCCUGGAAAGGUUUAAACGCCCAGGAUGCCGCGGUCGCCGCCUACAUCAAUUUGUCCAUGCUGCGGCAGCACACCAAGCCAGCAGACAGGAUACUUGGCGUGGUGAAGCAGUUCGGCGUGCGACCAAACGUCAUCUCAGAGACCAGCAAGCUGCUCUACCACAUCCGGGCGCCCAGCGAUGAUGAGAAGAACGUGCUCGUUGCGCGAGCAACGAAGUGCUUCCAGGCGGCCGCACUGGCCACGGGUUGCGAGAUCGACCUCGAGAAGGGCGUGGAGUACAAGGAGCUCAUCCACAACGAAGCCCUCGUUGAGACCUACAAGAAACACGGUGAGGCUCUUGGUAUGUCAUUCGCGGACGCUGCACCGGGCGUCAACAUCAGCGCCGGCGUGUCCACGGACGCCGGAAUGUUUCGUACGUGCUUCCCACGAUGCACCCAAGCUUCGACAUCGGCGGCGGCUCUGCGAUGCCCCACACGAGGGCGUUCGCCGAGGCAGCGGCGACCGAGGGUGCGCACCUAGCAGCGCUGCGCGUCGCCAAGGCCCUUGCGCUCACCGCGCUCGACCUCAUGUCGGACCCCGAACUCAUGGCGCGGGCUCAGAGCGACUUCAAGGCUUGGAAGGAAAGCCGUGCGUCGCCCAAGUGAACGCUUCGCUACUGCCACGCUCGUGUGCGCCUUGUACACGCCUGGUGUCUAUCUCCGCUUUCGGCUAACACUCUUAGCUGUCGCCGUCCAAUAGCUGGUUUCUGGCCAUUCACUGGAGUGGCAGGCGAGCGUUGGAAAAGUUAACAAGGACAGAACGUGUGCAUGAACCCGCCCUACUUACCACCACACCGUUUAUGACGUGGGCGUACCGAGCCGUGGGCACACCGAGCCGUGGGCACACCGAGCCAAAAUGGUCGCUUACAAAGAAACGGCCGCCGCAGGAGCACUAGCAUUCAUUCAUUCAUUCAUUCAUUCAUUCAUUCAUUCAUUCAUUCAUUCAUUCAUUCAUUCAUUCGUGACCAGCUAUAAAGCAUUACAGUGCUAAAUGUAACUACCAUACUAAUUAUAGACAUCAUCGU
Messenger RNA from Rhipicephalus sanguineus (brown dog tick), 2500 nucleotides. RefSeq lists its product as uncharacterized. NCBI's taxonomy places the organism in Eukaryota, Metazoa, Arthropoda, Arachnida, Ixodida, Ixodidae. The record is from RefSeq and is a predicted model, not a curated record. Gene Ontology annotation, molecular function: dipeptidase activity.